AUGCUGUGUCUUGUUGCGCUCUCUGUAGCAAGUACUGUCAUGCAGCGUAGCGCACCUCCACUGCCGCAAGCAAUACAAACUUGCUUGGAGAAAACAGGAAUCGCACUGAUUUCGCCUUCCUCAACCGACUACAACACGACAGCCAAGUCCCAGAACACCAUUUACAACUAUCAACCCUCAGCCAUUCUCGAACCCAAAUCCACGUCCGAGACGGCUUCAAUCAUCUCCUGCCUCACGUCCAGCGAGGUCAAAGUAUCACCCUUCGGCGGCGGCCACGGCUACGCUUCCUACGCUCUCGGCGGAACAGACGGAUUCGUAGUCAUUGACACCUUGCAUCUCAAUACAAUCAACAUCGAUCCUGCUGCAAAGACUGUGCAAGUAGGAGCAGGAGUCAAAAUCGGACCUCUAGCAAAAGCCCUAGCAGCGCAAAACUUCGCCCUCCCGCACGGGACAUGCUCCAGUGUAGGCAUAAUCGCACACGCCUUGGGUGGAGGUUGGGGCUUCGGAAGUCGUAAAUGGGGCUGGCUUCUCGACCACAUCAUCUCCAUAACUCUCAUAGAUGCCUCAGGCAAGACCAGAACUAUCCAUGAGAAAAGUAUGGGUGACGAUCUGGAUAUCUGGUGGGCAAUGCGAGGCGCAGGAGCAAAUAAUUUCGGGAUCGUAACCUCCAUGACACUCUCCAUCGAACCCGCUCCAACGAAAAGCGUCAACUUCAAAACAAUCCUCCAAACAAAUCUCGAAUGCGCAAAUGCUUUGAUCGUGUUGCAAGAACUCGGUCUCAAAAAAGAAGGUAUAUCAGACGCUUUGCCCGUCGAAUUCGGAGCCCAACUACUCAUGUACGGCGAAGAUGGUGGCGAUCCAGGUGCUUGCUCAUUCGCAGGCCAGUAUCUCGGUCCUCUGACCGAACUCCGCAAAAUCGAAUCUCAGAUCUCAUCAAACCUGAAAUCUCGCGGCGUCAAUAUGCCUGCCUUCACCGCCACAGAAUUCUCUUCCUGGAACGACGCACUCGUCAAUCUCAUGGGCGAUCUUGACGCGCCACCGAAUAAGGUUCCAUACUACGCUCAGAGCUUGAUGGAUGAUGGAUCGCCGGGAUAUUCCAUCGACUCCGCGAAGAAGAUUGUUGAAGCGAUGCAGAAAACCGUCAAUGUUUCCGACUCUGGCACCUCUCUAUCCUUUGACCUCAACGGUCCUUCCGCAGGGACGAAUGGCGAACAACCCAAUGGGAAUGCCGUCUGGUACGACGCCGGCAAACGUAACGCCCUUUUCCUCUCCCAGAUCUACGUAUACAACUAUCCAGGUUUCGACAAGCAAACUGAACAAGACGCUAUAAACAAAGCUGUGGAUGACGUGAACCAAGCCGUACGAGACGCGAACCCAAACUCCACCUGGGGCGCAUACGUAAAUUACAUCGAUCCCCGACUCGAAAACUGGGAACAGAUGUACUACGGCCAACCGCCCAUCAUCAAAAGAUUAAAAUCCCUCAAAACCAAAACCGACCCGAAUACCCUCUUCGACUACCCCCGAGGUCUAGCUCACGCUCGAGAUCCAUAG
This is a messenger RNA of Pseudocercospora fijiensis CIRAD86, 1551 nucleotides long. RefSeq lists its product as uncharacterized. Bases 1 to 1551 code for a protein of 516 amino acids. The transcript is spliced from 2 exons. Lineage: Eukaryota; Fungi; Ascomycota; Dothideomycetes; Mycosphaerellales; Mycosphaerellaceae. Gene Ontology annotation, molecular function: FAD binding; oxidoreductase activity. The record is from RefSeq and is a predicted model, not a curated record.